Messenger RNA from Cladophialophora bantiana CBS 173.52, 393 nucleotides. RefSeq lists its product as uncharacterized. The record is from RefSeq and is a predicted model, not a curated record. The transcript has a single exon. Lineage: Eukaryota; Fungi; Ascomycota; Eurotiomycetes; Chaetothyriales; Herpotrichiellaceae. The coding region runs from base 1 to 393 and encodes 130 amino acids.
AUGAUUGUUCUGAUUCCAGGUCUUUUAAAGCGUCUGGGGAUGAACGAUGGUCAGCUGGAUGUGCAAACCACGCUCGAAUCUCCCCUCCUGGCGCUCGGCAUCGGGCUGCCCGGCCACAGCAACAGUCCCAUCACGUAUCUAAAUCACAUCCCACUUCUCGCAAAGUCGGAACGUGGAUUUCAAAAUAUGUCAGCCACGACCGAUCCUUCCACCACAGCGGAGACGAACCCCGUGGGCUUAUGGCACUUACCCCAGCUGCUUCCGCCCCCGGGUUAUGUGGUCGUGACUCGAGAAUACUCUGCUGCGCAGUUCAGUAUGGAGGCGCUUCACACGCGUGAUUGGAUGAGAAAUGUCCAGGCUUCACCCCCCAUGGACGCGAUUCAAGCAUUCUAG